This is a messenger RNA of Exophiala mesophila, 2037 nucleotides long. RefSeq lists its product as uncharacterized. The record is from RefSeq and is a predicted model, not a curated record. Gene Ontology annotation, biological process: lactate metabolic process. The transcript has 2 exons. The coding region runs from base 283 to 1806 and encodes 507 amino acids. Lineage: Eukaryota; Fungi; Ascomycota; Eurotiomycetes; Chaetothyriales; Herpotrichiellaceae. Gene Ontology annotation, molecular function: heme binding; L-lactate dehydrogenase (cytochrome) activity.
CACACCGCAACCAAGCGCCCCAUCAUCAUCCUCACGGCCAACUUCUUCCACCAAUCCCGUUGAGAUGGAUGCUCAUUACGCUACCUCCAUGGAUUUAUUCCGAGGACAAUCUCAAAUUAUUGAUAGAGUCCCCCAGAUACUUAUAAUUCUUUUUGCGGCUCUAAUCAUCAUCGCCUUUGUGAUAGUCUUCUUCCUUCCCUCAUCUUCUCGAAAUAGAGAGCCCAUCGCUGACCUCGAACGCGACCAAUUACUUCCAUCGGAACCCUAGAACCCCCCCACGUCAUGAAUCGAGACAAAGGUGAAAACGGUAAUGUCGGCGCUUUGACGGGCGACGAAGUGGCAAAACACAAUUCGAGAGAAUCAUGUUGGGUUAUUGUCCAUGGAAAAGCGUACGAUGUGACAGAGUUCCUCCCAGAACACCCUGGUGGUCCCAAGAUCAUCCUCAAGUAUGCCGGUAAAGAUGCGACUGACGAGUACGCGCCGAUUCACCCUCCUGAUACCCUAGACAAGUUCCUGCCAAAGGACAAGCACUUGGGACCUGUCAAUAUGGACACUGUUGAGCAGGAAGAGAAGGUAGAGAGCCCCGAGGAAAAGGCACGGCAAGAACGCAUCAAGAACAUGCCAAUCCUGGAAGCAUGCUACAACCUGAUGGAUUUCGAGACUGUCGCCCGGAAUGUGAUGAAGAAGCCUGCGUGGGCAUACUAUAGCUCCGGGGCCGAUGAUGAAAUCACCAUGCGAGAGAACCACAAUGCCUUCCAUAAAAUCUGGUUUCGACCAAAGGUCCUGGUGGACGUGGAACAGGUGGAUAUCAGCACCACCAUGUUGGGAACCAAGGUUGAUAUUCCCUUCUACGUCACCGCCACUGCGUUGGGCAAACUGGGCCAUCCAGAAGGUGAAGUGGUUCUGACGCGAGGCGCCAAAAAGCACAAUGUCAUCCAGAUGAUCCCUACUCUGGCAUCGUGCAGUUUUGAUGAAAUUGUUGACGCCAAAGAAGGUGACCAGGUCCAAUGGCUGCAACUCUACGUCAACAAAGAUCGAAAGAUCACUGAAAAGAUUGUCAAACAUGCCGAAGCCAGAGGGUGCAAGGGUUUGUUCAUCACCGUCGAUGCUCCUCAGUUAGGCCGACGAGAAAAGGACAUGCGCAGCAAGUUUGACGACACAGGAUCCAACGUUCAGAACACCAGUGGCGAGAAUGUGGACCGAUCACAAGGUGCAGCGCGUGCGAUUUCCAGCUUCAUCGACCCAUGUCUGAGCUGGAAGGACAUCCCUUGGUUUUUGAGCAUCACCAAAAUGCCUAUCAUCUUGAAGGGUGUCCAACGAGUGGAGGAUGUGCUCAAGGCGAUCGACGUGGGUGUCCACGGAGUUGUUCUCUCCAACCACGGUGGUCGUCAGCUCGACUUUGCCCGAUCGGGCGUCGAAGUCCUUGCUGAGGUGAUGCCUGUCCUUCGAGAACGGGGACUGCAGGACAAGAUUGAGAUCUUCAUUGAUGGAGGUGUACGCAGAGCCACUGACAUUAUCAAGGCUCUCUGCCUGGGGGCCACUGGUGUUGGUAUUGGACGACCUUUCCUAUAUGCCAUGUCUGCAUACGGCCUUCCAGGUGUGGACCGAGCGAUGCAAUUGCUCAAGGACGAAAUGGUGAUGAACAUGAGGCUGAUUGGAGCGUCCAAAGUGGAGGAGCUGACACCUGACAUGGUGGAUACAGCUGGCCUUAAGAGUCAUACGGCGGUCGUGCCCCAGGACAUUCUGGGUCAAAGAGCAUAUGACCCUCUGAUCACACCCAACGACAUGCUCAAGGCGAAGCUGUAAUGAUUGUCAAGACCAUGCACAUGGAAAAGAGUAUAUAGGGAUAUGUCUAGGGGCGUCUUUGAGUGAUUGAUGUAACGUACAUAUAGCAAUCCAUUGCCUCGGUGCUGAAAUUUGAAGAGUACAGUACAGGUUCCUUAACAGGUCAGCAUUCAUGCCUGGGGAUGAUGCAUCCAACCAUCGACGACUCAGCAGGAUAGAAGUAUUCGCGUGACUCGAAUGCCUAUAAGGAAC